Dermatophagoides pteronyssinus (European house dust mite) is the source of this 5038-nucleotide messenger RNA. RefSeq names its product CAP-D2 condensin subunit (gene Cap-D2). Gene Ontology annotation, biological process: meiotic chromosome condensation; mitotic chromosome condensation; mitotic cell cycle. The record is from RefSeq and is a predicted model, not a curated record. Gene Ontology annotation, molecular function: histone binding. NCBI's taxonomy places the organism in Eukaryota, Metazoa, Arthropoda, Arachnida, Sarcoptiformes, Pyroglyphidae. Gene Ontology annotation, cellular component: condensin complex; nucleus; condensed chromosome, centromeric region.
ACUUUGUAGAUAAAUUAAUCAAUUUUUUCAAUAGCGAUAAUUAAUAAUCAAAUUAAUUGUGAAAAAAUAAUCAAAAAUAUCAAUAAACAAUGACAAUCGAAGAACAUUUCAAUUUUCGUAUUCCGGAUCGCUUAGAAGAGCUUGAAGAUGAAGAAAAUUUUUCCAAUUUUUAUACAGUCAAUCGAACGAUUGUACGAAAACCAGCCGAAUUAUCAUCACGAAUGGUUGAAGCUGAACGUCGUUUCAAAAAUCAAGGACCAAAUUUUAUACUCGAAACAUUUGAUUAUUUUUAUUUUGUUAUAAAAUUUUACAAAGAUGUUGAUAUCGAAGUCCGUUAUCAAGCAUGGACAUUACUUAAUCGUUCAAUGUUUGCUUUACAUGGUCAAUUGAAUCGAUUUAUAAAUGAAAAUUUUAAUCUUGAUCAACGACGACAACAACAAAAUAAACUUCAAAUGAUUGUCUAUGCUUUUGUUCUACUGAGUGAUUUAUUUGAAAAUGAUGAUAGCAGUAUUUCGACGACAAACAACAACAAUAUUAAUAAUAAAGAUUCGAAUGGUAAUAAUAAUCGUAAAAAGAAAAAUAAAUCAUCACAAAAAUAUGAUGAUUCAAAACAUCAAGCCAUAUCAACAAUGUUACAGAUAUUUUCCCUACGUUUAGAUCGUGUAUUUGAAACAUCACAUUUUCUGAAUAAUUUUAUCAACAUAACAUUACGUUGGAUUUAUAAGAUUAUUGAAAAUAAUCCAAAUCGUACACGAUCAUCAAUAUAUUUUCAUAAUAUUUGUGAAUUGAUUACCGUAGCUUUGGAACGUUAUCAACAUUCAAUAAAUUAUUGCAUGAAAAUUAUUGAAAUUCUACAGAAUAAAGAAAAUUCGGCUGCCAUUUUAUCGGAUCUAGUCGCACAUAAUAUAAAACGUUUACCGCAUUUAUUACUGUUACAUGAUAUAAUUGAUCAGAUAAAAUCAAUGGAUAUAAAUUUAUUAUCCAGAGAUAUUUCCGCUCCGAAAACAUUGGCAACAUUUUUAAUUGAAUUAGGUCGGAAAUGUACCGAUAUAAUGUUUAAACAUGUAUCGGAUUUAUUUGAAUUUCUUGAACAAGAUUCAUAUCCAAUACGUAAUGCUACGUUGGAAAUUAUUGCCACCAUUAUUAUCAAUAAAUUCUGUUCACCAACAAUAUUUAAAGAUGUUCAUAUCAAAAAUAAAUUAUUGGAUAAAUUGGAAGAACAUAUACACGAUAUUGCUGGAUUUACACGUGGUCGUGUGCUACAAUUAUGGAGUCAAUUAGCUGAACAUGGUGCCAUACCUAUUGAACGUUUAUUAUCCGUAAUUGAUUUGAUUAUCGGUCGUUUGGAUGAUAAAUCAUGUUAUGUAAGAAAAUAUGCUAUUCAUUUUUUGACGAUAAUAUUGAAAGAUAAUACAUUCAAUAUGAUGAAUAAAAAAGAUAUGCAAAAAUUAAUGGAAAAAACGCAGAUAUUAAGUGAUCAAUUUAAAGAACAAUUAAUUCAAUUGAUUGAACAACAAGAAAAAGCAACAGCAAAUAAUAUUGAUGAUACAUCGGGCGAUAGUAGUACAAUUCAUAAUGAGGAUGAUGAUACUAUUGAAACAAACAGUGGUGAUGGUGAUGAACCACAAAUACAAACACAAAAAGAAAGUCGUAAACGAAAAAGCGAAGAAUAUGCAAAAUUAUUUUCAAAAAAACCUAAACAAGAUCUAAGUUUGAUUGAAGCAUUGGCUGCCGAUUGGGUCAAAUUGGAAAAACCGUUGCAAAAUUUUUGGAAACUUCACGGUAAACAGAUGAAAGAAAAAUUGAAAAAUAUUGAAUUUCCUGACGAUCUUCCACAAGAUGAUCUGGAUAAAGGUUUUGAAUAUUUUCGUAACCAGUUCAAAGAAUCUCGAUUUGAAGAUGCAUUUAUUUCACUUUUUUCAUUGAAAUCAUUAUAUCCAAAUGAACCAAUAUUUCAAUUAAAAUCAACAGAUUUUCAAUAUGAUAGCGAUGAUGAUGAUGCCAGUGGAAAUGUUGGUGGCUUUUCCAAUGAUAAUGACGAUAUUGAUGAUGAUGAUGGUGGUGUUGGUGGUGGUGGUGAAGAUGAUACAAAUAACGUAAUUUUCAAUGAAGCUGAUGGUAUAUUUUUAAGUGCUAUGACAAAUUUUAAAACAAAUCUAAAAAUCAAACUACCUUAUGAACUUACAAUGGCUAAACAAGUAUUCCUUGCACCAUUAAUUGAUUUUGGUAAUUUAAAUCUGGAUCAAGAUAAUCAAAAUAAUAAUACAACUGGUAGUCAAAAACAAAUGAUUGAAAAGAUAUUAAGCGAUGAAACUGGUGAUUUAAUAACGGCAACUGAAAAUGCUAUUACAAUUUCAUCGGAAACAUUUGAACGUGCAUUGAAUAAAGUUAAACAAUAUGAAGCGCUAAUUGAUCGAUUGAAAUUGGCAAUUCAGAUAACUAAUUCUAUUUCAAAAUCAAUACCAACCAUAUGUAUUCUGCUUAAUUCACGUAAUAAUAGUGAUAUUCAAGAAGCUAUAAAUUUUUUUACCUAUGCAUAUCGUAUGGAAAUUGAUAAUGCUUUGUUUGGCAUACAACAAAUGCUAAAAUUGAUUUUUAGUCGUGAAAAACCAGUACGUGAUGCAUUGAUGGAAGCAUUCGGUGAAAUUUAUCUAAAUCAAUCGGCGGAUAAUGGUGGUGCUGAAAAAUUAACAAAAAAUCAACAACAAGAUUGUCCGGCAAAUAAAGCUUUACAUUAUUUGGAGGUGAAAAAUUUAUCCAAUAUGAUUUUGAAAUUAAAUCAAGGUGAACUGAUUUGUGCCGAAGCAAUAAUCAAAGAACUUUAUGCUGCACAAAAAUUUAAUCAAAUACAUUUGCAAAUUUUAUGGGAACGUUAUGCUAAAAAAUAUUCAAGAAUUACUGAUGAUGAUAGUCGUGCUGCAUUGAUCAUCAUCGGAAUGUUAGCAUCAGCUCAACCAUCAUUAAUACGUAAUGAAUCAAAUUUGAAUAAUAUUAUAUCGAUUAGUUUGGAACCACCACAUUGUUUGGAUCAUCGUUUUGUAUCCGAUACAUGUGAAGUAUUGUUAAAAGCAUUUCGUUUGCCACAAAUUGAUUUAAUGGAAAGAUUUUUUAAAUUACCUACGGAUCAUUUACUUUUCAUGCGUCUUCGUUCAAUAAUUGCCGAUAGUAUUACAGAAAUUGAUAGUAAAUAUUGGCUACGUAUGUCAUCGGUUAUCAUUAAAGUAACAUAUUUUUUAGCCGAUAAACCAGAUUUGAUUAUUUCACAAAUGAUACAAGAUUGUUACCGAAAUAUUAUGAAUAAAUCAAAAUUUCAAUCGGAUCAAAAUACACCAAAAGAUUCAGUGAAUAAUGAUGUGGAAAAUUUAUCCUCAGCUUUAAUUUCAUCACAAAAUAAUAAUUCUGCAACCAUGAUUGGUCAUGUUGAUGAUAUAAUGAUUUCACGUUUCAUAUCAAUAUUGGGUGAUGUUGCUAUCAAUAUAUUGAUACAUUUAGAUUUACAUCUUUCAAAAGAAUUAAAGAUUCGUCAAUAUAUUAAAGAAAAAGAAAAAACAUCUAAAGCUGCCAAUGUUUUGUUGGCUAAACAAAAAAAGGCUGGCAAAAAUAGCCGAUCUAGUUCGAGAAAUGAAACCAUUCGAAAUAGCGUGGCUUCGAAUUCAAUUUUUAUGGAUGAUGAUGAUGAAGAAACAAUGGAUGAUGAUAUGAUUGGACCAAUCAAUGAUGAUCCAUAUCAGGAAAAUAUCUUUAAAAUUUGUAAUGAAUCAGUAUUAUUUGAUAAAGGUAUAUUGAAAAAAUUUAUUCCACUUAUCGAAAGAAUUUCGACCGAUUAUGAAGGAAAUUGUUAUUCAUAUUGUCUUCGACAAUCAGCUAGUUUAACAUUGGCAAAAUUUAUGGCAUUAUCAUUGAAUUAUACACGUAAAAAUCGUGCCAUAUUAGCUGAUAUUUUGGAAAAAUCUAAAGAUAGUAUUAUACGUUCGAAUGCAAUCAUAUCGUUUGGUGAUCUAUUGGUACGUUUCCCAAAUGAAAUGGAACAUUUUACUGGAAAAAUAUUUGGCUGUUUAAUGGAUGAUAAUUUUCUGGUGAAAAAUAAUGCAUUGAUUGUAUUGACCAGAUUGAUUUUAGCCGAUAUGAUUAAACCAAAAGGUCAUAUAAGUAAAAUUGCUCAAUUAGUAACCGAUGAUCAUUUAUCGAUUUCAUCAUCAGCAAGAUUAUUUUUUACCGAAUUAGGCAAAAAGAACAAUGUAUAUAUUUAUAAUUAUUUGCCCGAUAUAAUCAGUAAUCUUUCAGGCCAAAAUGGUAUGAAUGAAACAAAAUUUCAAGAUAUGAUAAAAUUUUUGUUUGAAUUAUUGGAAAAAACACGUAACACUGAAUCAUUGGUUGCUAAACUUUGUCAUCGUUUUAGUAACACUACUGAUGAACGUACAUGGCGAGAUUUAUCAUAUUGUCUUAGUUUACUUCAUUAUAAUGAUAGAGCUAUGAUCAAUUUGAUGAAUAAUUUUUCAUGUUUUGCCAAUAGCCUCUAUUGUAACAUAAUAUUCGAUAAUUUUAUGACCAUUUUGAAUAAUACCAGAAAAGGUGGUUCAAUCAAAUCGGAAUCGAAAAUAAUGUUGGAUGAAAUGGAAUCACGAAUAAAAGAAAUUCGAUCAAAAGCCAAAUCAAAUGAUGAACAAAAUAGUAAUGCUGUUGUUGAAGAAAAUGAUGGUCAAGAUGAAAACGAUAACGCUGCUAAUAACAAACAAAAUGUUACUGUUACAGAAUCCGAUAUUCAACAACCAGUAAAACGUACACGAACUGCAGCAAAAAAAUCAUCAAAUCGUUUAAACAAUACUUUAACAACAACAACAACAACAACAGCUAAUAAAAGAAGAACCAAAUCUUCAAUGGCCGCUCAACAAGUUAUUGAAGCUGAACAAACUAAUUUACGACAAUCAAAACGAACACGUCGACGAAUAAUCUAUCAAGCAGAUAGUAGUGAUGAUGAUGAAAAAGAUAAUGAUAACCAAUUUGAAUUUAAUGAAUAAUAAUUGAUAAAUAACUUUCA